Adelges cooleyi (spruce gall adelgid) is the source of this 714-nucleotide messenger RNA. RefSeq lists its product as uncharacterized. The coding region runs from base 87 to 596 and encodes 169 amino acids. The record is from RefSeq and is a predicted model, not a curated record. The transcript is spliced from 3 exons. Lineage: Eukaryota; Metazoa; Arthropoda; Insecta; Hemiptera; Adelgidae.
AGAACUACUAAGAGGUAUUCGUUUUGUAGUUGAGGUUAAAAGUUCGCAUUAGCUAUAAAAUCAUAUCACUAAAUUUAUACGUUAAAAUGUUUCUUAAACUAAUUAUUUUCUUAACGUGUAUGUCAACAAUUAUUUGUGUCGAGGAAUUAUACGAACCGGAGGAUGAAGCUGUACUACAAGUUUUCAAUGAGGCUCUGAUACUUUUUAAUCGAACAUUUGGUCUUACGAAAAAACAAUUUGAAUAUCUCGUCGGUGACGAUAAUGACUCUCAAUUGGCUGUUUACAAAUACUUUUAUGAGCAUGAACGUGCACUUCCACUAAAAGACAACAUAAAUAAAAGAUUAUUUCAUGAUCUAGUGAGUGAAAUUUGUCGCGAUUGUCAUGUUCCUUUAGUACAUCUAGUUGAACACAUGAUGUUUCAAAUAAGAGAUCUAAAGCUACUUAAAGAAACAACAAAUGUUAAUAAAACGUUUGAGCGAUCUGAAUCAACUGCUAGUAAUCAACCAACUGAACCAUCUGCUAGUAAUCAGUCAACUGAAUCAUCUGCUAGUAAUCAGUCAACUGAACUAUCUUCCAGUAAUCAGCCAUUUAAAUAAUGAUAAUAAAACUAAUAUUUAUCACUAUUAUCGUCAAAUGUAACACUUUAAUGUAAUUAAUACUGUAAUCAUUAAUUGGUAAAUAAUAAAUCGUUCUCUUAUUUUUUCCAUACAUAUU